CGGCUAGCGACCGACUAGCAGCAUAUAGCAGUAGUUGGAGUUUUUCGCCCGUAGCCUACUGCGGUUUGCUGGUGAGUGCGUCGUACGAAAAUCGCGAGCUCGGAUCGCGUCGUUUCAUUUUCCUAGCCAGUUCAACCAACAAGUUUGUCGUUCGAUAUUGGGCGUUAAUCUCUGCGGGAAGAUUGAAGCAAAGUGUUCUCCGGUACGCCCCAGAGCUGGUGAUUACGGAAAAGCGACCGACCGCACCGAAAUCGCACUGUGAGGAAGUGAUAAUACAUUGGAAGAAGAGCAAAUUUUUAUCGAUCGAUUUCUCCGCUGCUUUUGCUGCCGCUGACGUGAAUCUGUCAACGUUUGGAUGAAAGAAUAAAAAACGGGAGGGGUUCAGUGGAUACGUUUUCGGUAGAUUUCCUCUGAUUUCGAUAAAGUUUUUUAUCUGCUGGUAAGAAACAGUGAUAGUGCGCGGAAGGCGAACCGUGGGAAAGAUCAAGUGAUUUAUCUAGCAGGAAAGCAUAUUUUCCAAGGAAAUGAUAGAUUACUGUCUGCUUCGUGAGACGAGAACUUAAGUAUUUGAAAAAAGUAUUUUGCUUAGCAACGGGAGGAACCGGUGGACGAAGGAGCUCAUCGACUGCAUAGUCCCCAGCAGGAAGCUUAUUCGACGGUGAAACCCUACGACGACGAACGACGGAUCCGAACCAAGCGAGAGACUGAUAUCUAGCAGCGAUCCAGGAAUAUGACGAGUCACUAUGCUCCACCGGAAACGUAGUCCAUCCGAAGAGACUGCGCUGAAAACCAAAGUCCUGCUCGAGGAAUUCCAUGCGUAAUCGGUGAUAGAUAGAAUGGGAAGCUAGAUUUUAAGUUCAUAGUGGAUAGAACUGACAAGUGAUACCAGGCAAAAUCUCAGAGAAGCUGCUCCCUGUAAGAUUCAGUUAAGUCUAGCGAGUGUGAGAAUAACGCAACGUCUGUUAUCGAAUAACAAAAAAAAAUUAAAAUGCUGAACUCCAUCUCCAAGCAUCUGCUGCAUUGUGCGUUGCUCGUCACGUUGCUAGUCGUGUUCGAAGUAUUCUCCGGCGGUAUUAAAGUCAACGAGAACAGUUUCGUUUCGAUCGAUCCAUGGGAGGAAUAUGGCACAAUACCGACGCUCCUGCUCUACACACUGCGAUUGCUUACGUUCCUCACGCUGCCACAGGUAUUGUUCAACUUCUUCGGACUGGUGUUCUAUAAUGCCUUCCCGGAGAAGGUGGUGCUGAAAGGGUCACCACUGCUAGCACCCUUCAUCUGUAUUAGGGUAGUGACACGAGGUGACUACCCGGAUCUAGUCAAAUCUAAUGUUACGCGUAACAUGAAUACCUGUCUAGACACGGGCCUGGAGAAUUUCCUCAUCGAAGUUGUUACCGAUAAGGCCGUCAACAUGCCCAAACAUCGGCGAACGCGGGAAAUCGUUGUCCCGAAGGAUUACAAAACCAAAACCGGCGCAAUGUUUAAAUCGCGCGCCCUACAGUACUGCCUGGAAGACUCGGUGAACGUACUUAACAAUAACGAUUGGGUGGUACAUCUGGACGAGGAAACACUGCUGACGGAAAAUAGCGUGCGUGGAAUCAUUAAUUUUGUGCUGGAUGGGAAGCACCCGUUCGGGCAGGGAUUGAUUACGUACGCGAACGAGAAUGUGGUCAACUGGCUGACGACACUGGCGGAUAGUUUUCGCGUAUCGGAUGAUAUGGGAAAGCUGCGGUUGCAGUUUAAAAUGUUCCAUAAACCAUUCUUCAGCUGGAAGGGAAGCUACGUGGUUACUCAGGUCCACGCCGAGAAGGAGGUUUCGUUCGACAACGGCAUCGACGGAUCGGUCGCCGAGGAUUGUUUCUUCGCGAUGCGUGCCUUCGCCAAGGGUUACACUUUCAACUUCAUCGAGGGCGAAAUGUACGAGAAAUCCCCGUUUACGCUGUUGGACUUUUUGCAGCAGCGAAAGCGUUGGCUCCAGGGUAUCCUGCUGGUCGUUCACUCGAACACGAUCCCGAUGCGGAACAAGUUGCUGCUCAGUAUCAGUGUGUACUCCUGGGUCACGAUGCCGCUGUCCACCUCGAACAUGAUCUUCGCCGGGCUGUACCCGAUACCGUGCCCGAAUGCGGUGGACUUUCUGUGUGCGUUCAUUGCCGGGUUCAAUAUCUACAUGUAUGUGUUCGGAGUGAUCAAAUCGUUUUCGCUGUACCGGUUCGGGGUGGUCAAGUUUCUGGCCUGCGUACUGGGGGCUCUGUGUACCAUUCCUAUAAAUGUGAUCAUUGAGAAUGUGGCCGUGAUCUGGGGCCUUGUCGGGAAGAAGCACAAGUUUUACGUGGUGCAAAAGGAUGUUCGGGCACUGGUGACAGUUUAACGGGGCUCGGACCGUUCGGUUUGCUGGUCGCAACCCGUAUUUCUGGUCAGGUUUUAGGAAAGGCUGCGGCCGACGAACUUCUUUAUACACUAUCUGACGAUAGGCUUUAGCUGUAUUAUUAUUACUAGGAUUAGUUUUUUUUCCGAUGAGAGGUAAGCUUAGAGGGUUAGCUGUUGUUAUCAUGUGUAUAUUUGAUAGGGAUCAGUUUUUUUUCUGAAUAAUCAGGAAAAGUCGAAUUUUGCGUAUCUUUUUUGCGGAUCAUCCUCAUGGAAAACGACAAGUAUAUGUUAUACGUGCGACUGAGUUUUCGUUUUUCAUUUAAAUUUUCAUUUGUUUAAAACAUUAGGUUAUCGAAUGUGUGGGCGAAUGCGAUGCAUGUAAAGAUACACAGUUUAUUGAGAUUUUCA
This is a messenger RNA of Topomyia yanbarensis, 2772 nucleotides long. RefSeq names its product beta-1,4-mannosyltransferase egh. Gene Ontology annotation, cellular component: cytoplasm. The transcript is spliced from 3 exons. The coding region runs from base 989 to 2365 and encodes 458 amino acids. The record is from RefSeq and is a predicted model, not a curated record. Gene Ontology annotation, molecular function: beta-1,4-mannosyltransferase activity. Lineage: Eukaryota; Metazoa; Arthropoda; Insecta; Diptera; Culicidae.